AAAUUGGGUGUUAAAUUAUUGGACUCGGAAUGAGUUCUGAUGCAAUAUUUUUUUCGCUCAAAGAUUAAGAUGAAAUGUGGGUCCAAUUGAAAAACCAAAUGUGUGAAUGUUAUUGGAGUCCAGACCUUGACUCCAGCGUAAUAAUGUGCAGCGGAGGUAAGAGGGAAGAGCACGGCAGCUGCUGGGAAAAGCUCAAUGAUAGUAGUGCUUAAGCGAAAGAAACGAAGACCGCAAAAAGCUAGUAAAUUUCCAGUCGGGUUUUCAUUGUUUUGGUUUUCUGCAUCAAAUUAGAAUUUUGGAAGCUCUUGCAGAGGCCUCACCGAUGGGAAAUGAGAAGAAUAAGUAUACUGUGGAAGAAGCGCUGGUCUCAAUUGGAUUUGGGAAGUUCCAAUUCUUUGUAUUUCUGUAUUCUGGGAUUGGUUAUGCUGCAGAAGCAAUGGAGAUUAUGAUUCUUUCAUUUAUUGGCUCUCCAAUUCAAUCCGAAUGGAAACUUUCUCCUCGCCAAGAGAGUUUAAUCUCUAGUGUCGUUUUUGCUGGCAUGCUUUUAGGGCAGUAUUCUUGGGGCGUCAUUUCAGACAAUUAUGGAAGAAGAAAAGCUUUCGUCUUUACUGCGCUGAUUGCCAGUGGAGCUGGUUUUCUCGGCGCCUUCUCUCCCAACUACAUUACUUUCAUCAUCCUUCGUUUUUUAGUUGGAAUUGGGUUGGGCGGCGGGCCUGUGCUUUUCUCCUGGUUUCUUGAGUUCGUCCCUAUCAUCAAUAGAGGUAAAUGGAUGACUGUCUUUUUAUUCUGUUGGAGCUUGGGCACCAUUCUUGAGGCUUCACUUGCUUGGGUAGUCUUGCCUAACUUGGGCUGGAGGUGGCUCCUAGCUCUGUCUUCUUUGCCUGUUCUCCUGCUGCUCCUAUUUUACGGCUUCACCCCUGAAUCCCCAAGAUACCUUUGCACUAAAGGUAGAACAGCUGAUGCCAUUAAAGUUUUGGAGAAAAUGGCUAGAAUGAACAAGAUGGCACUUCCUUCCGGUUCUCUGAUUUCUGACAUUAAAGGGGAGCUUGAUGGGGAUGAAAACGUUCCUGAAACGUCACAUUUGACUACAAUUCAAAGGGAUCAAAUUGAUGUUUUUCAUGAUACGAAAUCAAAGAUUGGAUUUUUUACCACACUGUCCAUUCUCUUGUCUCCAACAUUAGUCAGAUCAACUCUUCUCAUUUGGAUUGGUUUCUUUGGAAACAUAUUUGCAUAUUAUGGUAUUGUCUUGCUAACUUCAGCACUAACUGAUGGAAAAAUGUCAUGCACUUCCCCAAAACAUCAUCUUAAUCUCACAGGGAACGUGAAUCUUUACAAGGACUUGUUUAUCACUAGCUUCGCUGAGUUGCCUGGGCUUAUUUUGUUGGCUGUGAUGGUUGAUAGGUUUGGCCGGAAGAUUACAGUGGUAACCAUGCUUUUCGCAGCUUUAGUUUGCUUGAUCCCUUUGGCUUUCUCCAAAACUGAAGGGUUAACGACAGCCCUUUUGUUUUGUACUCGAUCAUUCAUUACUACAAGUAUGACGUGCCUAUGCAUAUAUGCUCCUGAGGUUUAUCCGACGUCGCUAAGGAGCAGCGGUUAUGGAACUGCAAGUGCUGUGGGAAGAAUAGGUGGAAUUAUUUCUCCUCUUGUGGCUGUAGCUUUGGUAAAUGACUGCCAUCAGACUGAAGCUAUUCUUCUCUUCGAAUUGGUGAUCGGUCUAUCGGCCAUAGCUGUUGCUUUCUUCCCCAUUGAGACCAAGGAUCGCAGUCUCCAUGACUCUUUGGAGAGUUUAAUUAUCAGUUGAAAUGGCCUUUCCUAUUCAAGACCGUUAUUUGUUGAUAUGUUGUUUCUGUAUUAUAUUAACAAUGUUUCAGAUUUUGUGUGACCAGCUUGUAUGCUUUACUGCAGUUUAAUGUUUUACAGACAA
Messenger RNA from Phalaenopsis equestris, 1924 nucleotides. RefSeq names its product organic cation/carnitine transporter 7-like. Gene Ontology annotation, biological process: transmembrane transport. Bases 323 to 1801 code for a protein of 492 amino acids. Gene Ontology annotation, cellular component: membrane. NCBI's taxonomy places the organism in Eukaryota, Viridiplantae, Streptophyta, Magnoliopsida, Asparagales, Orchidaceae. Gene Ontology annotation, molecular function: transmembrane transporter activity. The record is from RefSeq and is a predicted model, not a curated record. The transcript has 6 exons.